GCAAAGAGCUGCAAGAAUAAAAUAAAACAAAACCAAAAAGACAACACAAACAAGGCUUAAAGGAAGAGGAAAGGUUCUAUUGGCAAAGGAUAAAAACACUCAUCACCUCACCCUCCUCCUCCACAAACAUAUAAACCUACCAAGUGAAAGAGAUUUGAGAUUGAAGAAGAUCCAAAGUGUUGGCCUUUUCUUUUACACCACACCCACCACCACAAGAGAAAGACCAUAGUUCCUCGAGAAUCAUAUCAAAGCAAGAUCAGGAUAUUCUUCUUCUAUAGUAUAUAUAGAAAGCUAUAGAGUUUGGAUUUUACAAAUGCUUAGAUGAAAAAGGAAGAAGAUCAAGGGCAGUGUUCUUCUCAAGCAAUCAACAAUAACAUUCAAAGCUAUCAUCAAGAGCAGCUACUCUUUCAGCAACAGAUGCAGCAACAGCAAAACUUUGAUAACAUCUUUGGAGGUGGAAGAGGUUUAAAUAUGUUCCCAGAAGUUCCAUGGUCCAUGAACCCGGUUCAUUCUUUCAACCCGGUUCGGGACCAUGAACCUUCAUCAUUUAUUGUCCCUCCACCACCUUCACCUUAUGCUGGUUUCUUCAACAGAAGGGUUCCAUCCCUUCAGUUUGCAUAUGAGGGUCCCUCUUCUGACCAUCAUCUAAGGAUCAUAUCUGAUGCACUGGUUGGACCCAUGGUUCAAACCGGUUCAGUUCCCUACGGGCUCCAAGCUGAGCUGGGGAAGAUGACUGCUCAGGAAAUCAUGGAGGCUAAGGCUCUUGCAGCUUCCAAGAGCCACAGUGAGGCUGAAAGGAGGCGCAGAGAGAGAAUCAACAACCAUCUUGCUAAGUUGAGAAGCUUGUUGCCAAACACAACCAAAACAGAUAAGGCUUCGUUGUUAGCAGAAGUGAUCCAACAUGUAAAGGAGCUGAAGCGACAAACUUCAUUAAUAGCAGAAACAAGUCCAGUGCCAACAGAAGCUGAUGAGCUAACAGUGGAUGCAGCUGAUGAGGAUGGAAGGUUUGUGAUAAAAGCCUCACUGUGCUGUGAAGACAGGUCAGAUCUCCUACCAGACCUCAUCAAGGCACUGAAAGCAUUGAGGCUAAGAACCCUCAGAGCCGAGAUCUCAACGCUCGGCGGGCGUGUGAAAAACGUGCUCUUCAUCACCGGGGAUGAUCAGGAUUCAAGUGGUGAAGAUCAAAGCCAACAACAGUAUUGUAUUAGCUCGAUACAAGAAGCACUUAAGGCGGUGAUGGAGAAGAAUGGUGGUGGUGGGGAUGAAUCAGCUUCUGGGAAUGUUAAGCGCCAAAGGACUAACAUCAAUAUCAUUGAACAAAGGUCUUUAUGAAUUUUCACAAAAUUAAAGACCUAUAUAUAGUGUUAUUUGUUACACUUAAUUAUCAUAUGUUUUCUUAUUUUCUUUCUUUGGUUGUUUGGGGUUUGGUUCUUUUGGUUUAUGGUGUGGUGAAAAUAUUAUUAUCAUCAUGAUGAAGCAAUGAGGUAAUGAGAUGAUGUGGGGUUUUGUACA
Molecule: messenger RNA, 1512 nt
Organism: Lotus japonicus
Lineage: Eukaryota; Viridiplantae; Streptophyta; Magnoliopsida; Fabales; Fabaceae
Product: transcription factor bHLH30-like
Exons: 3
Coding region: 322-1332 (336 amino acids)
Biological process (GO): regulation of DNA-templated transcription
Molecular function (GO): protein dimerization activity; DNA-binding transcription factor activity
Source: RefSeq, a predicted model, not a curated record